AUGGCUGAAAAGACGAAAUCUAGAGGUCCUCUCGGGAGAGUCGUCGUCAUUGGCGGCAAUGGCUUUCUAGGCCAUCACAUUGUCAACCAGGCCCUUGAGCAAUGGACAACCACUGCCACUAUCGGCGUCGACCUACGAUGCGAGCGCAAUCGCAAUCCCAACGCCGAGUACCGAGAAUGCGACAUCACCGACCCCGAGAGGCUUCUAUCUCUAUUCGAGGAGCUCAAACCCGACGUUGUCAUCCACACAGCCUCUCCUGUUGCUGUCAACCCCAAUAUCGGUCAUGAUGUGUUCAAGAAGGUCAACGUCGAUGGUACACAGGCUGUUGUCGACGCCUGCCAAAAGACGGGUGUCAAGGUUCUUGUGUACACAAGCUCUGCCAGUGUCAUCAGCGACAACGUCACUGAUCUGCUCAACGCUGACGAGAGGUGGCCUUUGAUUCGCGGGGAGGCGCAGACUGAGUAUUAUUCAGAGACCAAGGCACAAGCAGAAGAGAUCGUUCUCAAAGCCAACCGCCAGGAGGGCUGCAAGCUUCUCACGACUUCCAUCCGUCCCGCCGGUAUCUUUGGCGAAGGCGACGUCCAGACUCUCGCAGGCAUUCUCAACGCCUACAAGCGCGGCAAGCACACAAUUCAAGUCGGCGCCAACGAGAACCUCUUCGACUUCACCUAUGUCGGCAACGUCGCCCAUGCCCACCUCCUCGCUGCACAGCUCCUCCUCGCCACCGCUGCCUCUCCCACCAUCCCCCUUGAUCAUGAGCGGGUCGACGGCGAGGCUUUCUUCAUCACAAACGACACACCCGUUUACUUCUGGGACUUUGCCCGUGCCAUCUGGCGUGCCGCCGGCUAUGAUAAGGGUACAGAAGGCAAUUGGGGUCUCAACCGCGAGGUCGGCAUCGCCAUCGGCUAUGUCAGUGAGGUUCUCGCCAACAUUCUCGGAAAGACCCCCACACUCACUCGCAAGUCUAUCAUCAUGAGCUGCAUGACCCGCUACUACAACAUCAACAAGGCCAAGCGUGCUCUGCGCUACCAGCCUGUCUGGUCCUUGAAGGAGGGCAUCGAUCGUGGCGUGAACUGGUUCCUCGAGCAGGACAAGGCGGCUGCUGCCGCUGCCGCUCCCAAGGCGUAA
Fusarium musae is the source of this 1128-nucleotide messenger RNA. RefSeq lists its product as uncharacterized. Gene Ontology annotation, molecular function: 3-beta-hydroxy-Delta5-steroid dehydrogenase (NAD+) activity. Lineage: Eukaryota; Fungi; Ascomycota; Sordariomycetes; Hypocreales; Nectriaceae. The transcript has 2 exons. The record is from RefSeq and is a predicted model, not a curated record. Gene Ontology annotation, biological process: steroid biosynthetic process. The coding region runs from base 1 to 1128 and encodes 375 amino acids.